GCCUCACUAAGAGUCACCAUACCACCCUAAAUUGAAAGCUUUUCACAUCUCAAUUUGGCGGUAAGUUAAGGUCAAUUUAAUAAUUUUAAUACAAAGCUUCAAACUUAUGCCAAGCACUGUCUUUGUCCUUGAUAUGGCUUAUUGGGUUCCAUUUGAAGCAAUAUGAUGUGGUGGAGAACGUGACAAUACGGUACUAGGGUUCUCACCGUAUAAAUUCCACCCAGCAGCCCUUCCGCCAGCUAUGGCUCUGCUCUAUUGACACCUUGACGGCAUCGCUAGAUAUCGUCUACUAUUAUUCUUCCCCUCUCACUGGGGAUUACGAGCAUUAUCUCCUCAUUGCUCCGUAAUUCUGCCUCUAUAUUCCAAGGGUAUUCAGAUAUGGCGAACAAGAAGGCCCCGCAGCAGGAGAUGGUCCAGGUCGACCAAACCGAACGGAUAGCAUCGCCUUUCUGGAAAACCCGAUCAUCGUCGCAGCAACAGCAAAAACUCCAUGGAGUAAUUGACCCAAAUACAGUCAUCGGAGCAUCUUACUCCCAUGCGGACAUGGUGAGGACCACAUCGCCUUACACGCGACAGCACGUAUCACCAAUGUCACCACGUACAAGUAGCAAUAACCGGAGUAGUAGUUCUACCCACUUGACAGAACCAGGUGGAAUCGCACCCCCAAAUCGUCAACCGUAUGCGAGCUUAAUGGCACAACCCGGAGAAGAUUGGAGCCAUGAUGACGAUGGAUACGAAGAUGAGCUUUUCUAUGAUGAUGAUGAGGACGAGUUUGGGCUUCCCAGCGUUACGAGCAUGCGAAAAAAAGGAGCGUCUCGAUAUAAACUCCAGACAGCAGGGGGUGAUGCGCGAGGGGGUUCAAAGAGCCGUAUAAAUGGCUCAUCAACGCUAAACCCCAAUCUACCCUCAGCCAGACUACGCACGAAUAGUUCUGAUAUUGCAGAGGAAAGGGGUAUACUCAGUUACCCAACGGCAAAAAAGACGGAUGGCAAGAUUUUGCGUCCACAAUACAAGGAACUAUUGACUGAUCCUGCAAAUUCGCUCCACUUGAUUAACCACUCUCCUCCUCCGCCUAACGGAACCCCUAAAGAGCUAGAGGUUCACUCAAGCCGUAUAAGCAGAAUCAACAAGUUCAAGCGCAUUCUCCAAUCAAGUACUGUAUCUCUUCCAGAGCUUCGCGACCUCGCCUGGUCUGGCGUUCCCGAUGAGGUUCGAGCGAUGACUUGGCAGCUUCUGUUAGGAUAUUUGCCAACGAAUAGUGAGCGUCGCGUAGUCGCCCUCGAGAGAAAGCGAAAAGAGUAUCUUGAUGGUGUUCGACAGGCUUUUGAGAGGGGAAACUCAACCGUGGAUAAACCCAGCGGUGCGGUCUCCACAUCUAAUGGUGGGACUGGAAGAGGCUUGGAUGAAGCUAUCUGGCAUCAAAUCAGUAUUGAUAUUCCUCGUACAAACCCUCAUAUCCCAUUAUAUGGGUACGAGGCAACGCAAAGGUCACUUGAAAGGAUCUUAUACGUGUGGGCUAUUCGGCAUCCGGCGAGUGGAUACGUACAGGGGAUCAACGAUCUAGUCACGCCAUUCUGGCAGGUCUUUCUAGGGACAUAUAUUACGGAUCUUAAUAUAGAGGAGGGGAUGGAUCCCGGACAAUUACCAAAAACUGUUCUUGAUGCCGUUGAAGCCGAUUCAUUCUGGUGUCUAACGAAACUUCUCGAUGGUAUUCAAGACAACUAUAUAUAUGCUCAACCAGGUAUACACAGGCAAGUUGGAGCACUUCGCGAUCUCACGAUGCGAAUUGACUCCACGCUAGCAAAGCAUCUCGAACAGGAGGGUGUUGAAUUCAUGCAGUUCAGCUUCCGCUGGAUGAACUGUCUUUUGAUGAGGGAGGUAAGCAUCCAGAACACUAUAAGGAUGUGGGAUACAUAUAUGGCCGAGGAACAAGGUUUCUCCCGAUUUCAUCUUUACGUGUGUGCAGCAUUCCUUGUCAAGUGGUCAGACCAGCUCCUUAAAAUGGACUUUCAGGAAAUCAUGAUGUUCCUCCAAGCUCUUCCCACCAAAGAUUGGACCGAGAAGGAUAUUGAGCUUUUGUUGAGUGAGGCGUUCAUAUGGCAGAGCUUGUUUCAAGAUUCGAGUGCCCAUCUCCGAACCAGCACUGGAACGCCCUCAGGCCCGGGUUGACCGGUUCGAUCUGUACCAGCAUUUGCCGCGGGCCAUAAGUUGACAUGGUGUUCAUAUACAUCGAUUUUUUGAGCCCUUGGGUUUGAGUUUCCUGUCUUCGAGAGAUCAACUGAAGUGUAUACCCUUCUGAUUAAAGGCCCACAAGAGUUUGAGGAACUCGCCUUCAUCACACAUUCGUGCGCGUUUGUCUGCAAGACCCGUUUCGACCUCAAGAACCUGUCUGACUUUCUCCCGGACGAGUUCCCGUACUUUUCCUUUCUUUUUGCGGCCUGGAUUCUCCUUCGAUGGAUUCGAAUUAAGUUUUGGCUUGUCGUCCGCAAAGAACUCCGGUACAUCUCCGUCAUCGUCGACGUCCAUAGCGCCAUCUAGUUCUUCCUCCAGCUCUCCUUGCUCCUCCAUUGUGUCCAUCAGUUCAUCCUGGAGUCCCUCUACAGGGCCAUCUUCGACUGGAAUGUUAUUCUGGGCACACCAUGUUCGGUAAUUCGACUCCAGCAUAUCAAGGACACUAGUGGUACCAAGAAAGCUGGAUCUCAUCGUCUUGUUUUUCCGCACAAAGGCAACUCUCAAAAGGCCAUCCCAUUCAUCAUAACUGAUUUGUGGGCGCGGGUUCUUGGGAACAAUGCGGACCACGCUCGAUUCUACGGCGGGAGGCGGCUUGAAGUUAUUCUUCCCGACUUUCAUGAUGUGGUCGAUUCUUGCCCACAUUUGAGCAUUCACAGACAAACGGCUGUAGAGCUUAUCGCCAGGUUUGGCGAAAAGGCGCAUUGCGAAUUCUCGUUGGAACAUGAGAAUGCAUACUCGUGGUGCCGGAUCGAUAGCGAGGAGUUUAAAGGUUAGGGGAGAAGAUAUCUAUAUAUAUAGUUACAUUAUUAUUAAUCUCUUCUGUUCAAAAGGCUUAUAAUAUGUAUCAACCAAGAUAAACUUUACCUGGUAAGGAGUGUUGCUGAUGCAGACAUCAAAAUACGGAAGAUCCGUUUUGAUCACGUCACCUAGUAGAACUUCAAGUCGCUUUUGUUCUGGCUUCCCUUGCACUCGCUUCGUGACUUCGGCAGCCAUUCGCGGGUCCAACUCGACAGCAAUGACCUUCUUCGCCUUUUCUAGUAUUUUGACAGUCAAGUUACCUGUCCCAGGACCAAUCUCAAGGACGGUCUUAAAAAAACACUUAGUAAACGACAUUUGAAAUGUACAAAUAUAUAUAUAUGGUGUCGGAUAGCGUAUACAUCACUUUGUUUUAGAUCCGCUUUGUCCACAAUAGCCUGAGCAACACCUGGAUUUUUUAGAAUGUGCUGGCCAAUGUCUGUAUUCAUGCGAAAUACAUUGUUUGCGGCCUUGGUUUUGGCAGCAGCUUGGGCAUACGGGCUGGCCUGGGAAGCGUUAUUGCGCUUUUUCGACGGGGCUUUCGGCAUUUUUGCUCUGCUCAGCUGUCGGCCACAAAUAGUCGGAGUAGUGGGAAUAGUAAUUCGUGGAC
Messenger RNA from Blastomyces dermatitidis ER-3, 3637 nucleotides. Its product is annotated as GTPase activating protein. Gene Ontology annotation, biological process: activation of GTPase activity. Gene Ontology annotation, cellular component: Golgi apparatus. NCBI's taxonomy places the organism in Eukaryota, Fungi, Ascomycota, Eurotiomycetes, Onygenales, Ajellomycetaceae. The coding region runs from base 379 to 2169 and encodes 596 amino acids. The record is from RefSeq and is a predicted model, not a curated record. The transcript has 8 exons. Gene Ontology annotation, molecular function: GTPase activator activity.